Molecule: messenger RNA, 921 nt
Organism: Sparassis crispa
Lineage: Eukaryota; Fungi; Basidiomycota; Agaricomycetes; Polyporales; Sparassidaceae
Exons: 1
Coding region: 1-921 (306 amino acids)
Source: RefSeq, a predicted model, not a curated record
AUGACGUUCUCCCGCAGUUAUUCCAGCGGACUAGAUGGAAGUGUCUCCUUGGUUUUCGACGAGUUCAUCUGCAUACCAGAGGACGACGAAACCUCUCAGAUUAACCCAGCAUCUUCGGAAACACACCAGCAUGCUCGACAGAAUGCAAUGUCUCUGGACUUCAUCCUGACGUCGACCACCGCUCCUCACGAUCCACAUGGCUCAGACCUUCAUCCCGCCUCUCACUCCGAUGUUUACGGACCGUCUUACAACACUACACAGCCAUCGUUCUAUGCAGUGCGAGAGAAGGAGGAGCCGCCGGUGCCUAUUCCCGCUGCUAUCUCUGCCAAUCAUUCACAUGUCCUGGGGUGGUCCCCCUCUGAUGGGCGCCUAUACAUCACCCUCGAAUCUUCCUCCGCUAUCUAUCUCCCGAUGCCGCGCGAGACCAUCGCAGAGGUUAGACUGGACGGCCCUGCUCGCGAUCACUCACUUCUGCACACCGCUGAACAAUCCAUCCCGACCUAUGCACGCCGAUCCGACGACACGUGCGACGACGGAUUGCCUAUGCCGAGGUCAUCGCAGCUGCUAUACCACCCUCAGCAACACAACGCCUCCCCAUACGUCCUAGGUCUGGUAGUUGGUGGCUUCCAUCAUCGAUCACCAUCUCACAGUAACACAACAGCGCCGCCGCGGGCACGGAAGAUGCCGUGUCCUCCGCAGCAGGCACCUCCGCUCCAAGCCGCGCCGCCGAGGACUGCUCGUACAGAGCGAGAGAGACAUCCGGGCCUGCCUGCGCCUCCUGCACCCAGGGGCGGGGUCUCCCCGGCGCUCGCGCGCACAAUAACGCACAUCCGUGUUGCCCGAGAGCGCGCGGAGUACAUGGCCAAGGUGCAGUCUGCUCGGGGGCAAUCAGCACGCGUCCCGAGCGUGAUGAGGCAGUGA